Cyphomyrmex costatus is the source of this 4081-nucleotide messenger RNA. It is a transcript of the gene TBC1D16, whose product is annotated as TBC1 domain family member 16. Gene Ontology annotation, biological process: activation of GTPase activity. The record is from RefSeq and is a predicted model, not a curated record. Gene Ontology annotation, cellular component: early endosome. The transcript is spliced from 6 exons. The coding region runs from base 601 to 2835 and encodes 744 amino acids. Gene Ontology annotation, molecular function: GTPase activator activity. Lineage: Eukaryota; Metazoa; Arthropoda; Insecta; Hymenoptera; Formicidae.
CACCCUGAACGUCGGCGAUUUGGAAACAGGGACGUUAAUUGCCGUGCAGAUGAUUUCGACUUCGUCUUUUCUAUCUCAAUUCUAUAUCACGAGAGCAAUGUUUCAGCAGUAACUCGUAACACAGUCGAGAUAUUGGAGGUUUUCGAGAAUCUUUUUCCGGUGAAGAACAGUGAAGAGAAUGGCAGAGUCUCACGUUUUGGAGUACGCGACUGCGUUAUCGUGGAAUUCGGAAGCGAGCAACGCGGAAUGUCACUGUGACGCGGAUACGCAUUAUCGAGGCUGCGUAUGUAACGAGGCUAAUUGAGGCGUGAUAACGCCGUCGCGUGCGUAAGCGCGCAUAUAUUCACGCUACCGCACGCUACGCAGAAAGACAAGUCGUCGUGAACUCUGGCGAGACGAAUCCAUCCGGUGCUUUUAAUCCGAUCACGUUCACCCUCCGCCCUACGUCCUCCUUCAACUGGCUCCGCUCGCAACCACGAUGUGGCUCGCGAUUUCAGAAUUUCGUGAAACUCUUGCAACGGCACUUUGGUCGUGGCGCAUCUCACAACGAAAACUAACGACGUAACUGAUGUAAUUCUCAGUAAUCGCCCGACGACAACAAUGCCUCUUCCAAAUAUUUUAAGGAAAGCGAGCAACUAUAUCCUUGGCGAGUGCGGCCAGGACAACCGACGCGUCAUUUAUCAAGACGGUGAGGCAUUGUUCUGCAAAAAUAACGUCUGCGUACACCCUCCUACGUUAAUGAGACAGCAUGCUGACGUGGUGCAUCAUCCUGGAUACAUGACUAUAACUUGCAAGUUGAACAAGAAUUCCAAUUUGCCAACCUUGCACCUAAGCUGGAUACCCAACAGCACAUUGCGCAAACAUCCUACAGCGUUGGAGAAUCUGAGUGGUAGAAACGCUGCCGCGCGUCGGGACGACGAUCCAACCUGCCUGAGUUCCCGUAUCCCGGAGAAUACGUGCAGCGAUUCGCUCAACGUGCGGCGCGAGCUCGAAAACGAGAACGAAAAUGAAAAUAAUACCGAGAACGAUAACGGAAAUGGAAAGCUAGAUGUGUGCUUGGAGGCAAAGGAACCCGUCAAUUGCGGAGACUGCGAACGCGUUUGUUCCAGUUCCGGCUACCGUUACGGCAAUGACUUUCCACGUCACCAAGACUCAAGCACGGUCAAUCGCGAUGGCGAAAAUGCCACCACUAUCGAGAUUGAGAAUCGUCCGAAUGCGGACUCGAGCAACGAGAAGAAUGGGGAUUUAAAAGAGCGGGACUUUAACGAGAUAGACGCGAGGAGCAUCGACGAGGAGCCACGCUUCUUGUACCGCGACGACGUGAGCGUCAAGAGUCGCAGUUUGUCAUUAACGUCAACGUGCAGUUUCUCAAUCUCGGUAUCUACCGAUGCGGAAGAGAUGCCGUCGUGGAUGAGGUCUCCGGAACUCCUAGCGUUACAACACAACCUUGUCUUUCCCGAAAGCGCGACCGCAUCGCCUGUGACGUUGCGUAGAGCACAUCGAUGCAGAAGAUUCUCGGUGGAUCUCAGCGAGAUGCGAUCCUUGCGGCUAUUUUUCGCCGAUCCUGCUUGCACCUGCGGUCAGUUGGUCGUGGCGAGCAGGGAGAGCCAAUACAAGAUCUUGCAUUUCCAUCACGGUGGCUUGGACCGGCUAGCCGCCACCCUACAUCAAUGGCAUCAACUGCUUUAUCCACGCUUAAACACGGACACGGAAGAGACUUUGCCGUACAGACAUUUUAUGGUAUGUCGGCCAGAAGUGAGCCGAGAUGAGCUGCAUCCCGAGGAGGGUCAAGUACCGAUGAUCACGUCGUUAGCUUGGAAAGAUUUAUUGAAUGAACGGGGCCAGAUGGAGGAUGACCUCGCUCUUCGUAAGGGAAUAUUUUUUGGUGGUUUAGAACCAGCGCUACGAAAAAUCGUUUGGCCUUUCCUAUUGCACUGUUACUCUUAUCAGAGUACGUAUGAGGAUAGAGAACAGAUCGACGCCAUUAGACGGCAAGAGUAUGAAGAAAUACAGAAACGUAGACUGAGCAUGAAUCCAGAGCAAGCAGAGCGUUUCUGGCGAAAUGUAGUAUGCAUAGUGGAGAAAGACGUUGUUCGCACGGAUAGGGCUAAUCCGUAUUACGCCGGUGAGGGUAAUCCCAACGUCGAAAUAAUGAAGAAUAUUUUACUUAAUUACGCAGUAUACAAUUGCCGCUUGGGUUACACUCAAGGAAUGUCUGAUCUCUUAGCUCCGUUACUAGCCGAACUCAACUCUGAAAUCGAGGCCUUCUGGUGUUUCGCGGGUUUGAUGCAAAGAUCGGUAGCCGUGUGCACUCCGACGGAUACAGAUAUGGAUAGAAAUCUGUGUUAUCUUCGAGAAUUAGUAAGAAUCAUGGUACCAGAUUUUUAUACGCAUCUUCAAAGACACGCGGAUGCUUUAGAGCUUCUUUUUUGUCAUCGAUGGAUACUCUUAUGCUUGAAAAGAGAAUUCCCAACCGAAAUAGCAUUGGUCAUGUGGGAAGCCUGUUGGGUCAAUUAUUUAACAGAUCAUUUUCACUUAUUUCUUUGCCUCGCUAUAAUGUGCGUUUAUGCGGACGACGUGAUCGCCCAAGAUCUUCGAACGGACGAAAUGUUGCUGCAUUUCAGUUCAUUGGCCAUGUACAUGGAUGGGAACAUUAUACUUAGAAAGGCACGAGGCUUACUUCAUCAUUUCCGUCAACUCGUACGCUUACCUUGCACAUUAGCCGGACUAUGUCGACAAUGUGGUCCAGGAAUGUGGGAUAGUGCACAUGAUCCGGUAAUAGAGUGUGUAGGUCACGAGGAUACGCACUGUCCCUAUUUAAAUAAUUACGAGUAACUGUCUAAUUUAUAGAAGAAGAAGAAGAAGAAGAAGAAGAGAGCUCAUCAGUAUUACUUGACGUACAGAUUAACUCGUUUCGUCAAAUUAUUAGAUAAUUAUUAAAGUCCUUGUUCUCUGCACGGAUUUUUCUUUAUAACAAACUCUGAUUAGUAGUCUAUAAAGAGUCUCUUGUAAACAUUAAUAUUUACAAAAUGUAACGAAUCUAGCCAUUAUGCUCUCUGGAUCUACAGAUAUGCGAACAAAUUCUAUUGUCAUACGCGACGAUAUGUGAUAUACAUCUUUGUUUUUGUUCAAACUAUUUUCGAGUAUUUUUUGAGGUAAUCAAGGAUAAAAAGAGUAAGGCAAGAAUGUGUAGCCUGUAUUAAUUACUUAACAAUAUUAAUUUCUACGUUAUAUGUAACGCACGCAUGUUGAUAUCUCGAUUUAAAUCAAUCGAUUUAAAUCAACCGAAACACGAAGACACAUAUCUCAAAAUACAAUUCCAAAUCAAGUUGAUUAUCGAGUAAAAUAAUAAGUUUACAAGACUUUGACACCAUUGUAUAUCAAUAGAUAAAUAUGGGUGUAUUUUCGUUAUCCAACCAGAAACAAUCGCGCCUAAAACUAUCUUCAUUUUUUGAUCUCUAAAAACGAAGAUAGUCUUAGGCUGUACUCGUUUCUGGUUGAAUAAUGAAAAUACGUUUUAUGUGCAGUAUUCGUAACGUUCAAGACUGACGAAUGAAAAGAAGGGAUAACUAGUACAAAUUAAUUUCCGAAUGUACGCAGCUGGGAGAAAUCCAUCUAUUCUCACUAAAUAUCCCAAUUUAAUUUAAUCUAGGGAAGCUCGUCCGUUGGGAACCAAAAGGAGAAAUCAAAUAGUCUACAUACAUGUACACGAAAGUGCUAUUUAUUGUAAAUAUGUACCCGAAUCGUGCAGGGUAUACAUUACCCACAAUAUAGCAUAUAUGUUCACUCCAAAGUGUUCACUUGCGUUCGUAUACAUACGACACAUUCUCGUACACAUAUGUGUAAUUUUACAUACGUAAAAAAACAGCGUAAUACUUUUUUUUUUCUUUCUUGGUUUGAGAUGCAACGUGACAAAUUUUCGCUUAUUGAAAAUGAUCAAACGUAAUCUUUCGCUAAGCGCACAGGUUGCACCUAUAAUCAUUGUUACCCUUUGGAAUUUACUCGAAAACAAAUACAAAAUUAUUGUGAUAAGCUAAUUUCACCGAACAAUUCUAAUUUCUCUUAAUAGAUUACCAAUUUG